ACUGGAUCUCUGACCAUCACAAACAUCACAAGCGGACACACCAGAUUCACACGCGGGAUUCUAUGAAGUAGAGAUUAGUGGAAUGACACCAUCAAAAUUAAAAAAAAAUUCAAUCAUUCAGUUUCUGUCUAUGCUCAUCUGCCCAUGCCUAACAUCACCAGAGAUUCUUCACAAAAUCUUUCAUCAUCAUCAUCAUCAUCAUCAUCAUCAUCAAAUUGUUCACUGCAUUGUUCAGUGGUGAAUGUGAGUGAUGUGACUCUCUCCUGGUACAAAGGAAACAGUUUAUUGUCCAGCAUCAGUGUGUCUGAUCUCAGCAUCAGUCUCUCUCUACCUCUGGAGGUGGAAUAUCAGGAUAAAAACACCUACAGCUGUGUGAUCAACAAUCCCAUCAGCAACCAGACUCAACAUCUGGACCUUUGUGAACUCUGUUGGCCCUGUGCAGAAUUGUCCACUGCAGGACAAUCCCUACCUUUAUUGUACAUAGUGCUGAUUUCUACUGCUGCUGGAUCUCUGUUGACUGUAGCUGCAGUCGUGAUGUGCUGCAUCUGCAAAAGACUUAGAAAAUCAGUCGAGAUCCAAGAGGAAGACAGAACUGAUUCAGCACUGUGUAAACCAAGAACAAGAAAAACGAAACCAAAGGCGGACCACUUGUAUGAAAAUGUACCCAAAAAAAAAAGAUGAUCAAAUAAUUCUUGAGGACAAAUCUUACAUUUAUUGUUUUCCACGAUGUCUCGGUUUUAUUUUCACUUUUGGUAUCACAUAUUUUAGUGUUAUUGUGAUGUCUGAUGUAUUUCGAUUUAGUUAUUGCCCAGUU
This is a messenger RNA of Labeo rohita (rohu), 814 nucleotides long. Its product is annotated as natural killer cell receptor 2B4-like. The record is from RefSeq and is a predicted model, not a curated record. The coding region runs from base 145 to 681 and encodes 178 amino acids. NCBI's taxonomy places the organism in Eukaryota, Metazoa, Chordata, Actinopteri, Cypriniformes, Cyprinidae. The transcript is spliced from 5 exons.